This is a messenger RNA of Linderina pennispora, 1011 nucleotides long. RefSeq lists its product as uncharacterized. Gene Ontology annotation, biological process: protein phosphorylation. Gene Ontology annotation, molecular function: protein kinase activity; ATP binding. NCBI's taxonomy places the organism in Eukaryota, Fungi, Kickxellomycota, Kickxellomycetes, Kickxellales, Kickxellaceae. The record is from RefSeq and is a predicted model, not a curated record. The transcript has 3 exons. The coding region runs from base 1 to 1011 and encodes 336 amino acids.
AUGUGCGCCCGGCCCAGCAGGCCCAGCGAGAGCACGCCGGCGCCGCCGCAGCUGUCCAUCGACAGCAAGUCCAGCGAGAGCACGUCGGCGCUGCCGUACCCGGACGUCGCGCAGUACAUAGCCAACGGGGGCGGGCAGCAGGACGUGGCCGGGGUGACGUCGCGCCUGGGCGGGCUCUCGGUGGCCGACCCGCUGGAGGACCCGGAGGAGUACGACCUGAAGGUGGCGAACAUCCGGGUGCUGAAGAAGCUGGGGGAGGGCUCGGUGGGCACGGUGCACAAGGUGGAGUAUGUGCCGAAAAAGAAGAUCAUGGCGCGCAAGCUGAUGUCGGUGUAUCCCGACGAGACCAACCACAGGCAGAUCAUCCGGGAGCUGAAGCUCCUGAAGCAGUGCCGGUCGCCGCACAUUGUGACGUUCUACGGCGCGUACUUCUCCGACGACGACGACGGCCAGUCCAUCGCCAUCUGCAUGGAGUACUGCGAGGGCGGCAGUCCUCGAGGCCGUCUACAAGCGCGUGCAGGCCAUGAACGGCCAUAUUGGCGAGGGCGUCCUGGGCAAGGUCGCCGUGGCGGUGCUCAACGGCCUGGUCAAUCUGUACAAGGCCAAGGUGAUCCACCGCGACGUCAAGCCGUCCAACAUCCUGGUGACCGGCCGCGGCGAGAUCAAGCUACCUUCGUUGGCACCAGCUACUACAUGGCCCCCGAGCGCAUCAAGGGCGACAGGUAUGCCGUGCAGUCCGAUGUCUGGUCCCUGGGCCUGACCAUGAUCGAGGUCUCGCAGCGCCAGUUCCCGUUCCCGCCCCCCGGCCACCGCCAGCUGUCGGAGAUCGAGCUGCUCGAGUACAUCAUCCACAUGCCGGUGCCCGAAAUGGACGCCGCCAGGUUUUCCCAGCAGUGCUGCGACUUUGUCCGCGCCUGCCUUCAUCAAGGAGCCCGGCCUGCGGCCCACCCCGAGCCAGCUCCUCGAGCACCCCUUUAUUGUCAACUCCGCCUGCAAAGAAGCUCGACUUGA